Molecule: messenger RNA, 585 nt
Organism: Lathyrus oleraceus (garden pea)
Lineage: Eukaryota; Viridiplantae; Streptophyta; Magnoliopsida; Fabales; Fabaceae
Exons: 1
Coding region: 1-585 (194 amino acids)
Cellular component (GO): cytoplasm
Source: RefSeq, a predicted model, not a curated record
AUGGAUCAUUUCGCAGCAGCUGAAGAACAAUUAGCUUCUCAGAGACUUAGGAAAAAACUUGAGGAAGUGAAUGUAGCUGCUCAAACUCAGCUUGCCCCUGUUCAAGACCAUGUCAACUACACUCUUCAGAAAGCCUAUUUUAAAUGUGCAUAUGAGUGCUUUGAUAGAAGCAGAAGGCAGGAGGAGAUAAGCCAUUGUGUUGGAAAUUGCAGUAUUCCUAUUACUAAUGUGCAACAAACGUUUGAUAAUGAAAUGGCAAAGUUUCAGGAGAAGUUGAAUAGAUCUUUGAUGGUUUGUCAAGAUAAGUACGACGGAGCUAAGCUCCAGCAGAAAACUGGAGCUAUGAAUGUCAUGGUUUCCUGUGCUGACGAUGCAAUUCAAGACAGCAUUAAGAUGCUGCCACUUCUGACUAACAAGUUGAAGACUUCUGCUUCAUCACAGACAACACAUACACAAAAGAGCAGGAGAUUUCUUCGAGCGGCACAAGCUUGUUACAAGAGACAAAAGCUAACGAGAUUGAAGGGAUGGAUGUCUACAAAUUCCUUCACAUGGUCAAAGGCAGUUAAAAAUCAAUGCUCCAUUUAA